Marasmius oreades (fairy-ring Marasmius) is the source of this 2037-nucleotide messenger RNA. RefSeq lists its product as uncharacterized. The record is from RefSeq and is a predicted model, not a curated record. The coding region runs from base 104 to 1894 and encodes 596 amino acids. The transcript is spliced from 10 exons. Lineage: Eukaryota; Fungi; Basidiomycota; Agaricomycetes; Agaricales; Marasmiaceae.
UUUCUGACGCUGUAGCGGCGCUCACCAUUGAUCAUCGAGCAGCGAGACCCUCCAUGGAUUGAUACUGCCCUCUCUUUCUCAGUCCAACUAAUCUCCCGAAUUCAUGACCUCUUCCAGUCCUCCGACUCCCAACGUUUCUGUUUCGCCUCCUCGCACGGGUACCUUUACGUCAACAAAUCCCAAAUCUUACUCUUUCGACCAGGGCAGAAGAACAACAAGGCCCAAGGAAAGCCAAUUCAUCUACAAGCAUGGCCAGCGACUCCAUUCUUUUGACCCGGAAAAAGCACCGUACCCUCUAUCGUACGACCGAUAUGUCUUGGAGCUGGAAUCUUUAGACAAUCGUUUUGUGAAGCAUCUCAGGAAGGGAUCCAUGUCGUUUCUCAAUCUUAGUACUGCUGAGAAACCAAGUCGUUGUCUGGACUUAGGCUGUGGGACCGGUACUUGGAUCAUCGAUGCUGCAAAGGAGUGGCCAGAUUGUGAAUUUGUCGGCUUUGACCUCGUCAACAUUCAGAUACCCUUAAGUAUGACGAACAGCUCAAUAUCCAAUCGAAUCCAGUGGGUGCACGGAAAUUUCUUGACUACGAAACUUCCUUUUGAAGAUGACGAGUUCGACCAUGUCCAUGUACAAUCUAUUGCAAGCGGGGUACCAGAGAACAAAUGGGAUGUCCUAUUUGACGAAAUCAAUCGCGUGCUUCGGCCUGGCGGAUCCAUCGAAUUCAUUGAAGAUGAUGUGUUUUUCCCUUCCCUACCGAGGUGGUUUACGACUUCACUGCGAGUGCGACCGCGGCGGGCGACGUCUGUGCAUUUACCCGAUGGUUCCUUGCGUGGGAGUGUUCCGUAUCCUGACAUCUCUGUGGAAUGUCCAAGUCAUGAUCAUGCCCUUCUCGAAUCACUAUAUACCUCUGUGUUUGAACAUCGUUUCAUCAACACCAAACCUUCUGCUUUAUUGCCAAGUUAUUUUGCAACCUAUUUCAGACACAUCACUCUAGGUCCCAUCAUUAGCUUCUCCAUGCCGCCCCUCACGCCCCUUCAACCUCUGCCACCUCAGCUCGCAACUGCAUAUGCUAUCGAACUUUCCACAUCUGAUUCUCCGGACCAACGUUCUUCCUUGACACUUUCCUCUCCAUCCGUUAUUGGCAAAGGUCGACCAAAUCUAUCUUUCUCAUCUACUUUGUCAGCUGCUUUGGUUACACCAUCUGAAAUCAGUACAAAGGGAAAAUAUCCGACUUCGAUCCUCUGUCCAGACAAUAAAGACACAAUGACCUUCUGUGAAGUCGAUCAACUUCGUCCCACUCAGGGUCAACCUGCUUCCACGCGACCGAAACUUUAUUCUCUUGAUAGUUCCCUCAUCGAGAAAACAGUGCAUGCCUUACCACCCGAUUUGAUCCAGCAUGAACAACUUGAUAAGAUGAGCGAACGGUCGUUGGCUAUGCAUCUUUAUCGGUCGUACAGUCUGGUGCUGGCGUGCCAAGAAGCAAUAUGGGAGGAAUUGAAAGACCGACUUCGGAAUAGAAAGGAUGAACUGAAGCCCUACGGAUGGGACGACGAUGAGGAACUGGAAGAAUUACACAAUCGCAAAAAAUUUGAACGGUUAAUUGAGAGAUAUCAGAAAGAUAUGAAGCAUCGGAUCUCUUUGUGGAGCUCGUUAUCAGACAUGGACUGGCUUCUACCAACUCGGGAGCCACUGUCGAAGGCCGAACUUAUCGAAGAGGAAAGACUGCGUGAAGCCAUGCUAGAGGCAAGAAGGUGGGCAUCGCCCGAGGACCUACAACGCCCAUGUCGAUCGUUUCGGGUCCUCAUUGGUUUCAAACCAUGCGACUCUCCUACGCAACCACUGACACUUGUUCAUACUCACGAUUCGACUCGAGCUCGAAUGGACCAUGACAUUGCAUAGAUAUCAUAUUCACGAUUUCUGUAUUCCCUUACGCUGUUGUUGUACUGUACAACAUACGAAGACGCCAUCACUUGUACCCAUAGCUUGUUACGAAUACGCGUCGAUUUCUUAUAUUUUUAAAAACCAUUCAAUUUAUGUCAAAC